Messenger RNA from Strongyloides ratti, 282 nucleotides. RefSeq lists its product as hypothetical. The transcript is spliced from 2 exons. The record is from RefSeq and is a predicted model, not a curated record. Lineage: Eukaryota; Metazoa; Nematoda; Chromadorea; Rhabditida; Strongyloididae. Bases 1 to 282 code for a protein of 93 amino acids.
AUGAUUAUGUCCAUAAAAUUUUCUCCUAUAUUUUUUUUGCUAUUUAUUAACAUCAAUUAUGUAUUCUUAUAUGAUGCUAACAGAAAUAAAGGUGAUAUAAAAAUCAUAUAUAUUUCACAAUGGAAUAUUAAAAUAAUUAAAGACUUAUUUCGUUAUAAUGAUGCUGAUCAUAUGGAUAUAUCUAACAAAAUGAUACAUAUACCUUUUCAUAAUAUGGAACGUAGAAAUAUAAGAAGAUAUGGCUGUCGUUUUAAGUUUUGUAGAAUUAUUGAAUCUGUAUAA